AUGGCAAAAUGCCAUGCAGCUGCCGGUGCCGGGCUGGAUAUGGAGGGGGCUUUCAAAACCGAGGGAGACCCGACAGCGGCACUCAGAGACGGCCCAUCCAAGAGACCACGGCUGACAGUACACGCCAGGUUUUCCGACAACUCCCAAAGGUGCUCUUCGGAGCAAACAGCAGAUCCUGGAUCUGCGACAGCCCGAUGGGAUGUGGCCAACUCGUCAAAGCCAGAGAGUGAUCUGAGGGCUUCGGAGAUCUGUCGUAUGGUUCAUGACAUAGAAGAAGACGCGAAAGCUAGAGUCAGCUUCCCAGAAGAAUCGAGGCAACGUGCCGAAGUCUUCAUCCAAGGGUGAUCGUGGG
This is a messenger RNA of Exophiala oligosperma, 352 nucleotides long. RefSeq lists its product as uncharacterized. The coding region runs from base 1 to 345 and encodes 114 amino acids. The transcript has a single exon. NCBI's taxonomy places the organism in Eukaryota, Fungi, Ascomycota, Eurotiomycetes, Chaetothyriales, Herpotrichiellaceae. The record is from RefSeq and is a predicted model, not a curated record.